Molossus molossus (Pallas's mastiff bat) is the source of this 3759-nucleotide messenger RNA. It is a transcript of the gene WDR35, whose product is annotated as WD repeat domain 35. The transcript has 27 exons. Lineage: Eukaryota; Metazoa; Chordata; Mammalia; Chiroptera; Molossidae. Gene Ontology annotation, biological process: non-motile cilium assembly; protein localization to cilium; intraciliary retrograde transport. The record is from RefSeq and is a predicted model, not a curated record. Gene Ontology annotation, cellular component: intraciliary transport particle A; non-motile cilium. Bases 95 to 3610 code for a protein of 1171 amino acids. Gene Ontology annotation, molecular function: protein binding.
GGGAGCUUCCAAGAGCGGCCGGUACUGGCAAUUGGCGACUUAGUUUCCACUUGCGAGCUUCGGCGGCUGGGGUCGCCCCCUCGGGGCCUCCGGGAUGUUCUUUUAUCUGAGCAAGAGAAUUGCCAUUCCCAAUAACGUGAAGCUGAAAUGUAUAUCUUGGAACAAGGACCAAGGAUUCAUAGCAUGUGGUGGCGAAGAUGGAUUACUGAAAGUUUUGAAAUUAGAGACACAGACAGAUGAUGCAAAAUUGAGGGGUCUUGCAGCUCCUAAUAACCUUUCUAUGAAUCAGAAUCUUGAAGGUCAUAGUGGUUGUGUUCAAGUUGUCACAUGGAAUGAACAAUAUCAGAAGUUGACAACCAGUGAUCAAAAUGGGCUUAUCAUUGUUUGGAUGUUUUAUAAAGGCUCCUGGUACGAGGAAAUGAUCAACAACAGAAAUAAAUCAGUGGUUCGCAGCAUGAGCUGGACCGCGGACGGGCAGAAGAUCUGCAUUGUGUACGAAGACGGCGCUGUGAUAGUCGGUUCUGUGGAUGGGAAUCGAAUUUGGGGGAAAGACCUGAAGGGGGUCCAGUUGUGGCAUGUGGCAUGGUCCACAGAUGGUAAAGUCUUACUGUUUGGAAUGGCAAAUGGAGAAAUACACAUUUAUGAUAGUCAAGGGAAUUUUAUAAUGAAAAUGAAGCUGAAUUGUUUGGUGAGUGUCACGGGAGCCGUCAGCAUCGCUGGGAUUCACUGGUACCACGGCACAGAGGGCUACCUGGAGCCCGACUGCCCCUGCCUGGCCGUUUGUUUCGACAACGGGAGGUGCCAGAUAAUGAGACAUGAGAACGACCAAAAUCCUGUUUUAAUUGACACGAACAUGUGCGUGGUGAGCAUCCAGUGGAACCACACGGGCAGCGUGCUGGCCCUGGCGGGCUCCCAGAGAGUGGGCGGCGCGCAGGAGAAGGAUCUCAACAUCGUGCAGUUCUACACUCCGUUCGGUGAGUCUCUAGGCACCUUGAAGGUUUCUGGAAAGCAGAUAUCGGCCCUGUCUUGGGAAGGUGGUGGACUGAAAAUUGCACUAGCUGUAGAUCAUUUUAUAUAUUUUGCAAAUAUUCGACCUGAUUACAAGUGGGGUUAUUGCUCAAAUACUGUAGUUUAUGCUUAUACCAGACCUGACCGUCCGGAGUACUGUGUUAUAUUUUGGGAUACAAAAAACAAUGAGAAAUACAUUAAAUAUGUGAAGAGUCUCAUUUCUAUUACUACCUGUGGAGAUUUCUGCAUUUUGGCUACGAAAGCUGAUGAAAAUCAUCCUCAGUUUGUGCUAGUUCUUUGUAAUUCUAUUGGCACACCCUUGGAUCCCAAGUACAUUGAUAUUGUACCAUUAUUUGUUGCAAUGACCAAAACCCAUGUGAUAGCAGCUUCAAAAGAAGCAUUUUAUAUCUGGCAAUAUCGGGUGGCUAAGAAGCUCACAGCAUUGGAAAUUAAUCAGAUGACGCGGUCUCGGAAAGAAGGGAGAGAAAGAAUUUAUCAUGUUGAUGAUACUCCUUCUGGAUCAGUGGAUGGGGUGCUUGAUUAUAGUAAAGCCAUUCAAGGCACAAGGGAUCCAAUUUGUGCCAUAACUGCAUCUGAUAAGACGUUGAUUGUGGGUCGUGAAUCUGGCACCAUUCAGAGAUACAGUCUUCCUAAUGUUGGUUUGAUUCAAAAAUAUUCCCUUAAUUGCCGAGCCAACCAGUUAUCGCUGAAUUGCAACUCUAGUCGUCUCGCCAUCGUAGACAACUCAGGGGUUCUGACUUUCUUUGACUUGGAUGCUCGGGUCACCGACAGCACGGGACAGCAAGUCGUUGGCGAGUUGUUGAAGCUGGAGCGAAAGGACGUCUGGGACAUGAAGUGGGCCAGAGAUAAUCCGGACUUGUUUGCGAUGAUGGAGAAGACGAGAAUGUAUGUUUUCAGAAACCUGGAUCCCGAGGAACCCAUUCAGACUUCUGGAUAUAUUUGUAACUUUGAGGAUUUAGAAAUUAAAUCUGUUUUACUGGACGAGAUAUUAAAGAAUCCAGAACAUCCCAACAAGGAUUACAUAAUGAACUUUGAGAUCCGGUCCCUGCGAGAUAGCCGAGCACUGAUUGAGAAGGUUGGAAUUGAAGAUGCAUCUCAGUUCGUAGAGGACAAUCCACACCCCCGGCUUUGGCGCCUCCUGGCGGAAGCAGCUCUGCAGAAACUGGACCUGGACGCCGCGGAGCAGGCCUUCGUGCGCUGCAAAGACUACCAGGGCAUCAAGUUCGCCAAGCGCCUGGGCAGGCUGCAGAGCGAGGCCAUGCAGCAGGCAGAGGUCAUGGCCUACUUCGGCAGGUUCGAGGAGGCUGAACGGAUGUAUCUGGAUAUGGACAGAAGAGAUCUUGCUAUUGGCCUCCGGCUGAAAUUGGGAGAUUGGUUUAGAGUACUCCAACUCCUGAAAACCGGAUCCGGUGAUGCAGAUGACAGUCUCCUUGAGCAAGCCCACAAUGCCAUUGGAGACUACUUUGCUGACAGACAGAAGUGGUUCAGUGCUGUACAAUAUUAUGUACAAGGCCAAAACCAGGAGCGCUUAGCUGAGUGUUACUAUAUGUUAGAAGAUUAUGAGGGAUUGGAGAAUCUUGCCGGUUCCCUUCCAGAAAACCACAAGUUGCUUCCAGAAAUAGCGCAGAUGUUUGUGAGAGUUGGAAUGUGUGAGCAAGCAGUGACGGCAUUUUUGAAAUGUAACCAACCAAAGGCAGCAGUAGAUACUUGUGUACAUCUCAACCAAUGGAACAAAGCGGUUGAAUUGGCUAAAAAUCAUAGUAUGAAAGAAAUUGGAUCCCUGUUAGCGAGGUAUGCAGCUCAUUUAUUGGAAAAGAAUAAAAUUCUUGAUGCCAUAGAACUCUAUCGGAAAGCCAAUUACUUUUAUGAUGCUGCUAAACUGAUGUUUAAGAUUGCAGAUGAAGAGGCAAAGAAGAGAACUAAACCUUUACGUGUCAAGAAGCUCUAUGUGCUGUCAGCUCUACUUACUGAGCAGUACCACGAGCAGAUGAAAAAUGCCCAGCGAGGACAGGUUAAAGGGAAGAGUUCAGAGGCCACGUCUGCUCUGGCUGGUCUGCUGCAAGAAGAGGUUCUGUCCACAGCUAGUCGGUUCACAGACAACGCCUGGAGAGGGGCCGAGGCCUACCACUUCUUCAUACUCGCUCAGAGGCAGCUCUAUGAGGGCUACGUUGACACUGCAUUGAAGACAGCUCUGCACCUGAGAGACUACGAAGACAUCAUCCCUGCCGUUGAGAUCUACUCUCUGUUAGCGCUCUGUGCGUGUGCCAGUCGAGCUUUCGGUACUUGUUCAAAAGCCUUUAUUAAACUUGAGUCUUUAGAGAGCCUCAGUCCUGAACAGAAACAGCAAUAUGAAGAUCUCGCUCUAGAAAUCUUCACCAAACACACUCCAAAAGAUAACCGAAAAUCGGAAUUGGAGAGCCUUCUUGAAGGAGGGGAAGGGAAACUGCCAACCUGCGUGGCCACAGGGAGCCCGAUCACGGAGUACCAGUUCUGGAUGUGCGGCGUCUGCAAGCACUGUGUCCUGGCUCAGGAAAUAAGUAACUACAACUUCUGUCCCUUGUGCCACAGCUCCGUGGGAUGAUGAAAUGACAGACUGCGUCCAACUGCAAAGGACAGGGAGCACAUAUGCACAGCUGUAACCGUAUAUCUAAGGUUGACUUCCACACGUUUUAUAUGAAAAUCAGCAUCAUUAUUUCAGUCGUAGUUUGACACAAAAUUAUAUAUAAAUUA